This is a messenger RNA of Dipodomys ordii (Ord's kangaroo rat), 2072 nucleotides long. RefSeq names its product solute carrier family 52 (riboflavin transporter), member 3 (gene Slc52a3). Gene Ontology annotation, cellular component: plasma membrane. The coding region runs from base 123 to 1499 and encodes 458 amino acids. Gene Ontology annotation, molecular function: riboflavin transmembrane transporter activity. The record is from RefSeq and is a predicted model, not a curated record. Gene Ontology annotation, biological process: riboflavin transport. NCBI's taxonomy places the organism in Eukaryota, Metazoa, Chordata, Mammalia, Rodentia, Heteromyidae. The transcript has 5 exons.
GGCAGCUAACCUUUGUCUUUGGGACAAACUUGUGAUGAGAAAUGACAUCUUGGAGUCACUUUCCCAUAGUGAAGAGAGGCUGAUCUGCACGACGGUGGCCCCCGGCCCGAGGCACAGGCGCCAUGGCCCUCCAUGUCCACCUGCUGGUCUGUGUCUUCGGGAUGGGCUCCUGGGUGGCCAUCAAUGGGCUCUGGGUGGAGCUGCCGCUGCUGGUGACGGAGCUGCCUGAAGGCUGGUACCUGCCCUCCUACCUCACGGUGGUCAUCCAGUUGGCCAACGUUGGGCCCCUCCUCGUCACCGUGCUGCACCGCUUCCGGCCCGGCUGCCUGUCCGAGGUCCCCAUCAUCUUCGCCAUCCUGGGCGUGGGGACCAUCUCCUGCAUCCUCUUCGCCUUCCUGUGGAACAUGACGUCCUGGGUGAUGGGCGGCCGCCACAGCAUCGCUUUCAUCAUCCUCACCUUCUUCCUGGCCCUGGUGGACUGCACCUCCUCCGUCACCUUCUUGCCCUUUAUGAGCCGCCUGCCUACCUACUACCUCACCACCUUCUUCGUGGGCGAAGGCUUCAGCGGCCUCCUGCCUGCGCUCGUGGCUCUCAUCCAAGGCUCAGGUAUCAGCACCUGUGUCAACGUCACCGCUGAUGCCACCCUGAGUCCUGGGACCACCAGAGAGACUCGCAUCACCCAGGGCCCCGGCGGCCCCUCUCCAUCAUUCCGCCUGGAGAGCCGCUACCUGCCCGCCCGCUUCUCGCCCCUGGUCUUCUUCCUGCUGCUGUCCUUCAUGAUGCUGUGCUGCCUCGUGGCUUUCCUCCUCCUGCAGCGGCAGCCCGGCGGCCGGCACGGCUCCAUAGAGGACCUCCUGCAAUCCCAGAUCACCCUCCACUCCAUCCGACCGCGAGAAGAGGUGGACUUGGGGUCUCCAGGCCCUGGAGACAGCAGCAAAGGCGGGGAGCCCCUGGAGCAGAAAGCAGCCCUCCUCCGCCCGGCCCAGCUGGCCUUCAUCUACACCGUGGUGGCCUUCGUGAAUGCGCUCACCAACGGCGUGUUGCCCUCCGUGCAGACUUACUCCUGCCUGCCCUACGGGCCGGUGGCCUACCACCUGGCUGCCACCCUCAGCUCCGUGGCCAGCCCUCUCGCCUGCUUCCUGUCCAUAUUCCUGCCGACCAGGUCCCUGCUGACCUUGGGAGCCCUCACGCUGCUGGGCACCGGUUUUGGAGCCUACAACAUGGCCAUGGCUGUGCUGAGCCCCUGCCCACUCCUGCAGGGCCACUGGGGAGGGGAAGUCCUCAUCGUGCUGUCCUGGGUCCUCUUCACCGCCUUUCUCAGCUACAUCAAGGUGAUGCUGGGCGUGAUCCUGCGUGACCGGAGCCACAGCGCCCUCGUGUGGUGCGGGGCGGCGGUGCAGCUGGGCUCUCUGGUGGGGGCGCUGCUCAUGUUCCCGCUGGUCAACGUGCUCAGACUCUUUGCCACCGCUGACUACUGCAGCCUGGACUGCACUACCUAGGCCUGGGGUCGGGGGUGGGGGGGAGGUUGGCACUCAGAGGCACCGGUCUGCCCCCACCCCUGCCACCUGCAAGCUGGGACCUGGAGGUGGGAGGGGGCACACAGCCCAGGGUCAGCAAGGGCCUGGAAUUGCCAGGCAUACCCUCCCCUCUCCCCAGCGUAGCAGUGUCACCAGACCUGGGACUGACAUCCCCCCACCCCCCACCCCAGCCCUAGCCUGCCUUGUCCUUGGACUUUUGAGACCUCUGAUUUGAAGCCUCCAGUUGGAGGCAGGCUCACCGAUGUUAAAGGGUUAAGACCUGGGAUCGUGAGAGCUGCCUCUGGCAAGCUGUGUGACCUCGGAGAAGCCCUUGACUUCUCUGUGCUGCUGCUUCCUUGUCCGUUAGCUGCACAGGGAGCAUGUGGCAGCCCCUCUCGGAUGGCUCCCCAGGUGACAGCCGCAGCCAGAGAGGUUGAAGGGCUGAGUCCUGGGCAACUUGGCUUUCCAGUUCCUAGUGUGGACCCCACUCCCGUGCCUGAGCCCCAUUGUGGAUGGCGAAGCCAUGAUCUGUGAAGGCCACGGGGCCCGCAGGGA